Gregarina niphandrodes is the source of this 723-nucleotide messenger RNA. RefSeq lists its product as hypothetical. The transcript is spliced from 2 exons. The coding region runs from base 1 to 723 and encodes 240 amino acids. NCBI's taxonomy places the organism in Eukaryota, Apicomplexa, Conoidasida, Eugregarinorida, Gregarinidae. The record is from RefSeq and is a predicted model, not a curated record.
AUGAAGACGGUUUCCGGUCUACGUUGGGUGCGCAUUGGAGGAGGUGAGGCGCUGGCGGCUUUCCUAAGUCCGGACGGGACGAUAUCGCCGCUCAGCGGGUGUGUGGCUAAAAUGGCUGUAAUGUCCGAUGGGGCACACGCUGCUCGAGUUCUGGUCUUGGCUCCCCCGAGGGAGUUCCUCGACUCGGAUCUGUCCAACUACGACUGGCUGGGAAGAUGGAAUCGGCUCCGUGUCUACCAUGGGCCCGAGGAGUCCAUGGAGCAUGAGAGUGCUUCUAAACAAGUGGAACGCCUACUCGCUGAAGGUCUGAGGGAGCAUGUGAAGGACGCGAACCCGUCAGUUGCCGGUUCGAUCCUGGAAGAAGCAUUUGGCAAGAAGCCAAGGGGGUGGCCGGAAAUGCAGCAUACUUCCGACGAGGACGCCGAGGGCACGAACCUGCAAGUGAUAGAUGUGCGGGACCUGGACGAAGAAGAGAGAGUGCAACUGCAAGUGAUAGAUGUGCGGGACCUGGACGAAGAAGAGAGAGUGCAACUGCUGACCGAAGUCCCGAAGGCGUGGAAAAGGAUCAUCAAGGACUCGGGGAACCAUCGUGAACUAGGCGGCGAAGAUCACCACGCCCGCCAAGACACGAGGUCGUGUCUGGAUGUGGUGGGUGGUGCUAGUCUUGGUGCUGUCUUAGGCGGCACAUUAAUACAGCGACCAAAAGUGCCUCUUGUCGCCUAA